CACACUUUCUCUCUCUGCACAAGAAUCAUCCAUACCCUCUCUCUCUCUAAACCUGUACACAGAGAAAUGGAAAGCAAUUUGCCUGCAAUAUCAAAGAGAGUGUGGAGCACAGUACGCGUCCUCUACUUCAUGCUCCGAAAAGGCUUCAUCAAAGGAAAACUCCUCAUGGAACUCAACCUCAUGCUCAAACGCCCCGGCAAGCUGGCCGGAAAAGCCAUCGCCAACUUCAUCUCCCACCACCAUGGCACCUCCGCCGCCUCCCACGACGCCCAUUUGCGAUUCUCCACCGCACGCGAGUACGAGUUCAGCUGCAGCAACACUCCCAACUACGGCUUCUUCUCCAGACGUCAUCCCCGUCGCUUCUUCGCCUGUGCUCACGCGCCGCUCACGCUGGACGACGAUGAUAUGGUGGCGGUUAAUAAUGCGCUUAAGGCGGCGUUGGAGAUGGUCGAUGACGAAAAACGUAUGGAUGGGGUGGAGGCGUCGCCGGCACUUCCUGGGUUUGGUCGCACCCCGGUGGCGAGACAGGUGAGGGUGACAGACUCUCCAUUUCGGGUGCAAGACGGCAACGACUUCGGGGACCACCAGGUUGACAAGGCGGCGGAGAAGUUCAUAGAGAGGUUCUUCAGGGAUUUAAGGAAGCAGCAGGGCUGAGCAAUUUUGGAUGUGUUAUUCUGUGUUAAUCGUUAAUUAUAAUUAGUUAACCGUAAAAUUAUCACAUCAAAGCCAAUUUGGAUAUAUGAUGUUGAUAAUCAUCCCAACCUCAGUUUUCACCUUUUGUGGGUUGGGGAUUUUGGUUUCGAAGUUGUUAUUUCAGACAUAUAUCAUUUGUACUUUCAAUUGUUAUGUUUUACGAUAUAAAUAU
Neltuma alba is the source of this 865-nucleotide messenger RNA. RefSeq lists its product as uncharacterized. The record is from RefSeq and is a predicted model, not a curated record. The transcript has a single exon. Lineage: Eukaryota; Viridiplantae; Streptophyta; Magnoliopsida; Fabales; Fabaceae. Bases 67 to 654 code for a protein of 195 amino acids.